UUUCAGGUGGUGCUUGAAUAAAAAUGGAAGAGCAAGUGAAGGGAAGAAAGAUAGACAUCUUUAAGCCACGCUGGGACCAGAGCACAUAUGCUGGAAGAGCAAGGCAUUUUCUUACGGUUACGAAUCCAUUGAAUGUACUUUGCACAGAGAAGGAGCUUCAGAAGGCUCAUGACAUUGUCACUCAAUACAAGAAGGGUGAGACUCUUACGAAUGUGACUAUCGAUGAACUAUGGAGAGCAAAGCAUAUGUACGACUCUGCCUUCCAUCCCGAUACUGGAGAGAAAAUGGUUUUAGUGGGACGAAUGUCUGCACAAGUUCCAAUGAAUAUGCUCAUAACUGGUUGCAUGAUGACAUUCUAUAAGACAACAAAAAGUGUGGUUUUCUGGCAGUGGUUCAAUCAAUCCUUCAAUGCAGUGGUGAACUACACUAAUCGGAGUGGAGACUCUCCUAUCACCCCAACGCAGCUCGGGGCAUCUUACGUCUUGGCAACUGGUGGUGCUCUAGUAACUGCCUUAGGACUCAAUAAACUCGUCAAUUCAUUCCCUCCACUGGUGGGACGGAUGGUGCCAUUUGUAGCAGUUGCAGCAGCCAACUGUGUGAAUAUACCCAUGAUGCGACUUCAAGAACUACAGAAGGGAACCCCUGUUUUUGAUGUGAAUGGGAACAGAGUUGGGGAUUCCAAGACGGCAGCAAAGAAAGGCAUUGGGCUUGUGGUGAUCAGCAGGAUAGCCAUGGCAGCACCUGGAAUGCUUCUGAUUCCAGUGGUUAUGGACAAGCUGGAGAAGAGAGGUGUACUGCAGAGAAUGCCCUGGAUCAGUGCUCCACUUCAGAUUCUCCUUUGUGGAGUCUUCUUAACCUUUGCAACCCCUCUUUGUUGUGCUCUCUUCCCACAACAGUCUUCGCUCAAGGUUUCUCAUUUGGAGCCAGAACUUCAGAGAAUGCCCUGGAUCAGUGCUCCACUUCAGAUUCUCCUUUGUGGAGUCUUCUUAACCUUUGCAACCCCUCUUUGUUGUGCUCUCUUCCCACAACAGUCUUCGCUCAAGGUUUCUCAUUUGGAGCCAGAACUU
Darwinula stevensoni is the source of this 1067-nucleotide messenger RNA. Lineage: Eukaryota; Metazoa; Arthropoda; Ostracoda; Podocopida; Darwinulidae. The record is from the annotation of a GenBank genome assembly.